Molecule: messenger RNA, 3026 nt
Organism: Pangasianodon hypophthalmus (striped catfish)
Lineage: Eukaryota; Metazoa; Chordata; Actinopteri; Siluriformes; Pangasiidae
Gene: prdm13
Product: PR domain containing 13
Exons: 4
Coding region: 302-2023 (573 amino acids)
Cellular component (GO): nucleus
Molecular function (GO): protein binding
Source: RefSeq, a predicted model, not a curated record
CACACACACACACACAUAUACACAGCUGUUGAAAAAAAGAGCGCAACUCGGUGUUUCUCAGACCCCUCCUCACUUCCCCUCAGCAGUUAGAAAAAGGCGGAGAGCUCAAACACACCGAGUCACAGCGCGCGAGGACGCGGAACUCAUCACAUCCCAGGCUCGGUGUGUCUACAUGUGUGUGUGAGUGUGUGUGUAUGUGUGUGUGAGUGUGUGUAUGUGUGUGUGAGACAGAGUGUGUGUGUGUGAGUGAGUGUCCCGGGUUCGGUUCUGGUUUCCACUCCCUGAUAUCCACAGCUCAGUCAUGCAGGCGGGUCGAACCUCCUCCAUCGGCGUGUUCGCGGACUGCAGCAUCCCCGCGGGCGCGCGCCUCGGCCCGGUACCGGGAAUCUUCCGCCUGGGGAAGUGCGUCUCAGACCGGAAGGAAGUCGGAGUUAAAAAGAAGGUGCGGCUGGUCAGAGGGGAGUUUGUAGAUGAAUGCGGUUCUGCAGUUUCAGAGUGGAUUUUAUUAAUCCGAGCAGCGAGGAACAGCCAAGAACAGAACCUGGAGGCGGUGUCAGAUUUACCUGGCGGACAGAUAUUUUACCGCACGCUCAGGGAGAUCCCGGUCGGAGAGGAGCUGAGUGUUUGGUACUCUGAGGUUCUGGCUCAGUGGUUCCACAUUCCCACUACUGCAACACCGACACACGAUGAGAAAGGUGAAGAGCGCUACAUUUGCUGGUACUGCUGGAGAAUAUUCCGGUAUCCAAACACCCUCAAAGCACACGUGCACUUUCACUGUGCACUGAGCUACGCACGAACCCCCAUCAGUCACGAGCACGCUCCACGAGGGCCUCCAGACUCCGCCAACUUCAGCCGCUCACCCAAGUCGGGCGAUAUCCCCAGCGGCGCGAGCACCUCGCCCUUCACCAACAAGGCAGCCGCAGCAGCAGGGUUACCGAGGCGAGCCAGCCAGGAGGAGCAGGACCGGGCACUCGACAUGAGCGUGACCUCGUCAUCCAGACACCACCACGGCCUGGUCGGCGGGAGCUCCUGCGUGGCGUUUCAGCCUGGCACUCGCUCAGCUUUCAUCCCCGCAGGACUUGGCAAAAUGUUCCCUCCGGCUGACGAGGCCACGAACGGAGACACAAAAGCAGACACGACACUCAGCUUUGGCAAACUCUCUCAGGUCUCCAAGGCCAGCCGCACUCCUGUCGACUCAGCGCCUCGAGGGUUUUCAUUAUUAUCUCAUAUCGAGGAGACCUCGGCUUUCAGGCACGUCUCCCCCGGGACUCGCUAUCCUCACAUUCCGCCCGGUUUCCCGUUUGAGCGCUUCUCGUUACCGCCGUCUUACAACGGAGACUGUAACAGCGUUCCUCUAGUGCCGUUCACUGUUUAUAACGGAGAGCUGCUUUACGGCUCGCCCUACUACCCGCUAAAGUUCCACCUCCUCCGCUACCCGGACUCGGUUUCCUCCUACUUCGGUUCUCCAGCGCUCGGGGCAGACGUGAACCCCACGUGCAGCCCGGCAGACAGGGAGAUGGCCGUACAUGUGGAGAAAUCCCGAGGCAGGCUGGAACCCCUGCCCUCUGUGACGCAUGCGCAUGCUGCAGUGGCGACGGGAGCGAACGCAGUCACGGGCAAACCGAAGAAAGGUCACCUGUGUCUGUACUGCGGGAAGCUCUACUCCCGGAAGUACGGACUAAAGAUCCACAUGAGAACACACACAGGCUACAAGCCGCUCAAGUGCAAGGUGUGCUUCCGGCCUUUCGGCGACCCGAGCAACCUCAACAAGCACGUACGCCUGCACGCCGAGGGAAACACGCCUUACCGCUGCGACUACUGCGGAAAAGUGCUGGUGCGCCGGAGAGACCUCGAGCGUCACGUCAAGUCCAGACACCCGGGACACCAGGGCAUGAAAAAGAGAUCGGCGGAGGAGGAAGAGCACGCUGACGAUCACACCGAGGAGCCAAAGAGCGAUGAGGACAGUGACGUGGACGUGUGCUUCACAGACGAACAGAGCGACCAGGAGUCCAGCCAAAAAUAACCACUGACUCUUUAACGGACUUGUUUUUAAAUUUAUAGUGAAUUAUUAAUAUAAAGUACACACUCCCAUAACUUAGCUACCACACACCGGUGUAAAAUAUAAUGACCAUUUAAAUUAUAGCUAUAAUUAAAAAAAAUAUACAGUAUAAUGACCAACCAAACAAUGAUAAAGUCACAUGACAUUCCAGACCUGCAUUCAAAAUGGCGUCCAGCUCUCAGUUUGCUACGCUGCUGGAUCAGAAGCAGUGUGUGCAAUUCUUAACCAGCCCUUACUGACUUCCCCUAUCCACUUCCCCUUAGUUAAGGGCUUAUUUAUGUUACCUGAUUAAACCACACCACUUUGACCCCAUCAUGCAACUGAAAAUUGAGGAUAUUUUCAGCCUUAUCAGGGUAAAUCAGUUUGAACACUUCCUGCCGCAGGGCAUUAUGGGAUUUCAUGAGUGCACUGGAUGUUCUCCACUCUCUUUAGUGCACUAUGUAGUAAACAGGACCAAGCUGAAAUUUCAGUGUAAUCAUGGCACACUCGUUGGAAUUUAAGUAUACUUUUUGGAAAAGUGGGAAAAAUGCAACAGUUUGCCGGAUUUUUCCCGAAUUUUGAUGAGAGCUUUUAGGAUUAGAAUGAAAUUUUAGAGUGAAUUACCCCUGAAUCUGGAGCUGCACUUUAUACAAACAGUAGUAUAUUACACUGGUGUGGAAAAGUAUGCAUAUUUAAUUUUUUAUACAUUACUUCCUCCUCCUCCUCUUCCUUUGGUUCCAAACUUCCUGUUUUUUUAAAUAGGAUGUUGUGAGUGUCAUCAGACUCCGCCUCCGUGUCCUACAGUCGUCUAUUUGCACUUUUUUCCCUUCAGACGUGUCCUAUAAAACAACAGGCUUCAGGUACCACAACACAUUCUGCUCAUUAUUAUUAUUAUUAUUAUUAUUAUUAUUAUUAUUAUUAUUAUUAUUUGUUCUUGUUCUUGUUCUUAACGUUUUUAUGUAAAAAUGUAAUUAUGAUAUAAUUUACU